Molecule: messenger RNA, 3963 nt
Organism: Pyrgilauda ruficollis (rufous-necked snowfinch)
Lineage: Eukaryota; Metazoa; Chordata; Aves; Passeriformes; Passeridae
Gene: ATOSA
Product: family with sequence similarity 214 member A
Exons: 13
Coding region: 489-3515 (1008 amino acids)
Source: RefSeq, a predicted model, not a curated record
CUCCCGGGGCGCGAGUGACACCGCUGGCCGGGGCAGCGACAGCCCGGCUCCGCGGGGACAGCGGCACAGCACCUCGGCCCUGUCAGACCUCGCUGAGGCAGCGGGGAAGAUGAAGCCGGAACGAGCUGUACCACAGGACACAAGCAGUCAAGUGUGCAGUCACCUGCUUCCAAUCGUCGCAGACUAAUAGCAAAGGGCAGAGGAGAAGCAGACCACUCAGCUUGCCACAGGUUUCACUGCUCUGCAGAGCCUCAAAAUCCUGAGAAGACUAUACUUUGGAUGAAUACUUUGAGUAUGAAGCUGAGGAGUUCCUGGUCUCCUUGGCCCUGCUGAUCACUGAGGGCCGGACACCAGAGCACUCGAUCAAGGGCAGGACAGAGGGCUUUCACUGCCCACCAGCACAGUCCAGUCAGCCACCAACAACUAAGCAUGAAUGCAGCGACAAACUGGCUCAGUGUCGUCAGGCCAGGCGAACCAGAUCUGAGGUUAUGCUUCUGUGGAAGAACAAUAUUCCAAUCAUGGUAGAAGUGAUGCUACUUCCAGACUGUUGCUAUAGUGAUGAAGGGCCCACCACAGAGGGGAAUGAUUUAAAUGAUCCUGCAAUCAAACAAGAUGCAUUGCUGUUAGAAAGGUGGAUUUUGGAGCCAGUUCCUCGACAGAGUGGAGAUCGAUUUAUAGAAGAGAAGACCCUUUUACUGGCUGUUCGCUCCUUUGUUUUCUUCUCUCAGCUGAGCGCGUGGCUGAGUGUUUCACAUGGUGCUGUUCCCCGAAACAUCCUGUACAGGGUGAGCGCUGCAGAUGUGGACUUGCAAUGGACGUUCUCCCAGACACCCACUGAGCAUGUCUUUCCUGUUCCUAAUGUUUCUCACAAUGUGGCCUUGAGGGUCAGCGUCCAGUCCUUGCCCAGGCAAUCCAACUACCCAGUUUUGACGUGUAGUAUUCACACCAACCUUAGCUUUUACGAAAAGCAAAUGCAAGAGCGUAAGUUCCAUCAGCGCAGCGAUCCCGGUGCUGCUCAGCAAUGCAGUACUUCCAGUCCCCUGCGUUUUCGUGGGAAACAGACAUGGACAGUGACACCUGAAGGCCUACUUAAUGGAAAAAAGAUGCCUGAAUUUACUACAUCUUUUAGAAAUUUGAAGCUUUAUCCAUCUACUGGACUUGGAUCUGACUUUGGGGCAUCGCAGUCUAAAGUUCAGUGCUAUAAUGCCACAGCAGACAAUAAGACACAGUCUCAUGAAACACCGGUCAGAACUUUUAAAUCUUACUCUCUGGUCGAUUCCCGUGUUUCAAAUAGUCAUUGCUCUCAUCAGCCCACAGGAGAAACCAAUCCUUUGAUAGGCUCUUUACUUCAAGAGCGACAAGAAGUCAUUGCAAGGAUUGCUCAGCACUUGAUUCACUGUGAUCCAGCUACUUCACCAGUUGUUGCUGGGCGUCCAUUCACCACACAUGAAAACAUCUCAGCUACACCAAAAGCUUUUCGGAGCACUUUUGAAGAGGAAAACUUGCCAAGGAAAAGCAAGGAAAGCUCCCCUGUUCCUGCUGCCAACUUAGACAGUGCAAUACAGGAGGAUGGUGAUGAAGGCAAAACUAGAGCAGUGCCAGAGGUCACCCUGCUCAAUGCCCGUGUUCCAGGGAACCACUGUGGCCGUCAGUCGGCAGGAGAGGGUAACCCCCUGAUUGAUUCCCUGCUCCAGGAGCGGCAGGAGGUGAUAGCAAGGAUUGCCCAGCACUUGAUUCAUUGUGAUCCAGCUACUUCCCAUGUUGCUGGACAUCCAUUCAAAGCGCAUGAGGCUAGUCCAGUCACGUCAAAAAUUUUCCGAAGUACAUAUGAAGAUGAAAAUUUGCUGAAGAAAGGCAAGGAACCGUCUUCUGUUUCUUCUGCUAAAUCAAAAUUUUCUUUGUCAGAAGACAGCAGUAAAUCGGGGACAAAGACACCUGAUACCCCUAUCAGUCCUUCUAGGUUUGAUGGAGAAUUGAAGACUUCUCUAAAAGUCCAAGCAAGAAGAAAAUUGGUUUUAGCAAAACCCAGUGAAGCUGUCCAAAAUUCAUUUCAUCAGACUUCAAAUAAAACUUCUCAUGCAUUUAGUAGCAUUCACAUAUCAUCAUCAUGUAUUAAAGAAAACAAAUCUGAAAUUCCAGAUAAAUUGGAAAUACAUUCUGGUUAUGCACAGAAAGACCAGAUAACCAAUAGAAUUAAACAGGGUUCAAAUUCCAGCAGCAUUGAUGAACAGAUUUGCACAAAUAAACUUAAAGAAAGAACAGUUGUUAGUGAGAACAAUGGCACAGACAGUUUUAAUAAUUUACAGAUAGAAAAAUGCAGAAUACUUGAAGGUACAAAAAAAGCAACUGUGAUACCGAUAUCUGACUCUUUGCACAAAAAUGAGCUCAAGUGUUUAGACAGAGACUCCAAAAAACCAGUUAUUUAUGAGCAAAAUACACAACUUGUUAGUAUUGAAAAUUAUUUAAAUAAAGACCAUGACAGUUUCAAAACCAAAACCAAACAAGAUAAAACAAAAUCUGCACAUGAUGAAAAUGAAGACCCAAUAGGCCUUGAUUUUCAAAGCACUUCUCAGAAGAAACCUGCAGAAGACAAUGUGGUUAAGUGUGAGCGGCAGAAGAACCCAGAUGUACAGAAAGCACCACCUCUAAAACACACAAAUACCUGGCGGAAACACAAUUUUCGAUCCCUGGAUGGAACUUCAACCAAGGCUUUUCAUCCCAGAACUGGACUGCCUCUGCUUUCCAGUCCUGUUCCUCAAAGGAAAACACAGUCUGGGUGCUUUGAUCUGGAUUCAUCAUUGUUGAAAUGUCUGUCUGCAAGAAGCCCACAACAAUGUAUAAACAAAGAUGGUGAUCCAGACAGCCAUGGGAAACCAUUUCUAAGUUCUAGUGCUCCCCCAGUAACAAGUCUGAGCCUUCUGGGAAACUUUGAGGAAUCUGUCCUGAAUUUCCGCUUGGACCCGCUCGGUGUCGUGGAGGGUUUCACAGCAGAGGUGGGAGCAAGUGGAGUCUUUUGUCCCACGCACAUGACUCUGCCAGUUGAAGUGUCAUUCUACAGCGUUUCAGAUGACAAUGCUCCCUCUCCUUACAUGGGUGUAAUUACUUUAGAGUCCCUCGGCAAAAGGGGUUAUCGAGUACCGCCUUCAGGAACAAUACAAGUGACCUUAUUUAACCCUAACAAAACUGUGGUGAAGAUGUUUGUGGUGAUCUAUGACUUGAGAGAAAUGCCAGCUAAUCAUCAAACAUUCCUACGGCAAAGAACUUUUUCUGUUCCUGUGAGACGAGAAAUCAAGCGAAAUGUCAAUAAAGAAAACAGCCACCAGACUGAAGAAAGGCUACUACGCUACCUCAUACAUCUGAGGUUCCAGAGUUCUAAAUCUGGAAAGAUCUACCUCCACAGAGAUGUAAGGCUCCUAUUCUCUCGGAAAUCCAUGGAAGUUGAUAGCGGCGCUGCAUAUGAACUCAAAUCUUACACUGAAUCUCCAACAAAUCCUCAGUUUUCACCAAGAUGCUAGCAAACAAUGGCAAAGUCAAGUAUUCAUUUUACUGUUGAGUACUCCUUGCAAGCAAAGAUUGGUAGAGACAACAGUAUCAAGUUAAGUCUGUAAAGGAAUAAAAAUAGCGCUCAAGAGAAAGAAGGUUCUGUGUGAUCCUGGACCAGUUUUUAAAAGGUUUCUGGAAUGAGCUUUGUGUAUUCCAAGUAGACUGGAAACAUACUUAAAUCUAAUCUUUUUGUACUGUUUAAAACCACUUCAUUGGAUGUGUUGCAAUAGCAAAUUCCCAAGUUAGUUUAGUGUUUACACUUUUUAUUUUAUUUUUCAGUUAUUUAAUAUUUAAUGUUUCAUUUAAUACUCAAGUGAUGUUUGUCUUUAGUGUUCUAAUGUAGCAUAAAUCCUAUGUAAAAUCAUACUAUGUAUUUUUGGCAUUAAUAUUGAAAUCUGAAAUAUAUACAGAUGUCUUUAA